CGCUCAAGAGCAUUUCCAGGAUAUUUCAGUUCACUGCUCAGUCGUGUGCAAGAACUAUGGACAGCAAGGGGAUUUUGUCUCUCACCCUUCUCCUCCUCUUGUCACAGAGUCCUGCCUCCCUCUCUUUGACAGUGAGCACCAGUGAGGCCAAAAUGGAGGUCCAUGAGAACACAGACGCUGUGCUGUCCUGUCAGUUCAAGACAGAGAAGGAGACUAACCCUCGUAUUGAGUGGAAGAAGAAAGGGAAGGACACUCACUUUGUUUAUUUCAAUGGAAAAUUCACCGGAUCCUUUGCAGGUCGGGCCAAGAUCGAGGGCGCAACGGUGACGCUGCAUGCCGUUACCCAGAAGGACUCUGGGUUGUACCGCUGUGAGGUCAGCGCACCAGCAGACCACACAAACCUAGGAGAGGUCAAUGUCACCCUCAACGUACUGGUGCCCCCCCACACCCCGUUCUGUGAGGUGCCCAGCUCAGUGCUGUCUGGGGCAGGUGUAGAGCUCCACUGUAAGGACAAACUAAGUGUGCCCCCUUCAACCUUCAUCUGGUACAAAGACAACAAGGCCCUGAGCGCCACACACACCCCUGACAUCGUCUAUAGCAUGGACACUGACACGGGAACACUGAAGAUUAGGAGUGUGUCCAAGGCCGACUCAGGCCAAUACCGCUGGAAGUCUCUAAGGUGGGGGUGUCCAAAAGCUCUGUGGCCCAUCACAUGA
Oncorhynchus masou masou (cherry salmon) is the source of this 716-nucleotide messenger RNA. Its product is annotated as junctional adhesion molecule 2A-like. The record is from RefSeq and is a predicted model, not a curated record. Lineage: Eukaryota; Metazoa; Chordata; Actinopteri; Salmoniformes; Salmonidae. Gene Ontology annotation, cellular component: cell surface; tight junction; protein complex involved in cell adhesion. Gene Ontology annotation, biological process: leukocyte cell-cell adhesion. The transcript has 6 exons. Bases 57 to 716 code for a protein of 219 amino acids.